ACCGGUAAAAACGUAUAUGUCUUAUAUAGAACAAAGAAGUAUCAAAAUGUAUAGUGAAAAGGUGGAAAUUACAACAGAAACAGAAAUAGAUUGAUAAUUAUUCAACAGAUCAUCAACUAUUUGCAUUUAGAACAUUGUUUAGUAUAACUGAAUAUGGAUAGAUCCAAAAGAUGUGCGGACAAAAACCUAACAGACGAUGAUGACAAAUCUUCCGAUUCUUCAGAAGAAACGUUAACUAAUGGUUUUGUAGAAGACAUUCGUAUGGAAAGAGAAGAUUCGACAUCAUCCGGGGAGAACUUUGUUCUAUCUAGAAUGAAAAAGAAAGUUUUAUAUUUGACAGAAAACCAAGAAAACGAAAGUCCACGAAGAUCAAUUAAUAAAGCAUCUAGGCAUUCAACUUUAAGACCUUUCUAUGAAAAUGAAAAAUAUGCUGACGCAUCAAGACUGCUCCGAUCUAAAGUGAAUGAAGAUGAAGAUUCACAUUAUAAUUAUAAUCCUGAUGAAAUAGAAAACCAUGCUAUUAUCAAAACCAUUAUGGUGGGAAGUGAUUAUCAAGCUCAAGUACCAGAAGGACUUUGUCACUAUGAUGAUGCCUUACCUUAUGAAAAUGAUGAUAAAUUGAUUUGGGAUCCUACUAUUAUUGAAAACGCUGCAGUGGAAGAUUAUCUCCGUAAAGCGGAAACUAUCCAGAAACCGUCUUUGCCUCUGGGAAGUCAUCUGAGGGAUAAUGAGCAAUUCCUAUUUUUGUUGCAGCAGUGUGGGCAUAAUAUUGAAGAAGCUUUGAGAAGAUUGAAAAUGAAUAUUGGAGUACAUAACGAAAAUAUGUCUCCUUGGUCUGAAGAGGAAUGUCGAAAUUUUGAAGCUGGCGUUCGAGUGUUUGGUAAAAAUUUUUAUCUGACACAGCAGAAUAAAGUACGGACGAGAUCAGUGGGAGAAUUGGUGCAGUUUUAUUAUUUAUGGAAAAAGUCAGAAAGACACGACAUAUUUGCUAAUAAGGUAAGAUUGGAGAAGAAGAAAUACGCUCUUCAUCCUGGUGUAACCGAUUUCAUGGAUAGGUUUCUGGAAGAUCAGGAUAUGCGUGAUAGUAGUUCAUCACCAAAUGUUCAAAUAGUUGAUGAUAAGAAAUGUCAAGAUAAUCUAAACUCCACUUCAAAAAACGAAACAUAACCUUUUUAUCCUAUGUAGAAAUAUUUAUUUUAUAAUAAAGCAUAGGUUUCGAAAA
Diorhabda carinulata is the source of this 1222-nucleotide messenger RNA. Its product is annotated as mesoderm induction early response protein 1-like. Gene Ontology annotation, molecular function: transcription corepressor activity; histone deacetylase binding. Bases 154 to 1167 code for a protein of 337 amino acids. The record is from RefSeq and is a predicted model, not a curated record. Gene Ontology annotation, biological process: negative regulation of transcription by RNA polymerase II. The transcript has 3 exons. Gene Ontology annotation, cellular component: nucleoplasm. NCBI's taxonomy places the organism in Eukaryota, Metazoa, Arthropoda, Insecta, Coleoptera, Chrysomelidae.